AUGGGGGCUUUGUGGGGGAAGAGAAAGUUCUAUUCAGUUCUAUUUCAGUUUAAUCUAUUUCGGAAUAUCACUCGAGACCUUUUGUGCCCCAUCUGUGAAUUGGAACCUGAAACUUUGGGUCAUAUUCUAUGGAGUUGUGGUUCGGCAAGGGAUGUCUGGUUGGAAAGCUGCUGGAAAUUACAGAAGAGCUCCAUUUGUGACGAAGCUUUUGCAGGUGUUUUUGAGCAACUGUCGGCUUAUUUGGACCCGGAGGAACUGCAGUUUUUUGUCACUGUGGCACGCCAAAUUUGGCUCAGGCGCAAUGCUUUUGUCUUUGGGAGGCCGCUGCUUGCACCAGCUGAAGUCAUUCGCAGGGCAAAGGAACAAAUCUCUGCUUUUGAGAAGACAGAGGCUGGAAGAUGCAAGCCCCAAGUACCAUUGCGAAACCACGCAGCCCAUACUUGGCAGAAGCCGCCGGAAGGAUUUGUCAAACUUAAUUGGGACGCUUCCAUAGAUGCGAGACGACAGCGUAUUGGAAUUGGGGUGGCUGUCCGAAACUCUAAUAGCACUCUUCUAGCUUUGUUGUGUGCUUCAAAGACCAUGCUCACGGAUCCUGGGACUGCAGAAGCCUUAGCGGCGUGGCAUGCAGCUGAAAUCACACGAAGGUUGGGGUUGAGACAGGUGGUUUUAGAAGAGGAUGCGUUGGAAGUCAUAAAUGUUCUCAAAAUGGAUGAAGGUUGGUUGGGUAGCUAUGGACAGGUCAUACAAGAUGCUAAAACUCUCUUGGGGCAUUGUCUGGAGUGGAGGGUUCGCCAUACUCUCCGGGAAGGUAAUAAUUAA
This is a messenger RNA of Corylus avellana, 819 nucleotides long. NCBI's taxonomy places the organism in Eukaryota, Viridiplantae, Streptophyta, Magnoliopsida, Fagales, Betulaceae. The record is from RefSeq and is a predicted model, not a curated record.